GCUGCAUCACUUUUAAGUAGAAAACAGUAUAUUUCACCGACGUGUGUACAGUUUCUUAACAACAAACCAAGAUGUUUAUGGAUGAGAGAAUUGUAACCCUUUUCAAAAGGAAUGCACAUCACACACUAACUUAUUGGAGUCUUUUCUUCAGCUUUGGACUCUGCAUUGCUUUCCUGGGACCCACAAUUUUGGAUUUGCAGUCUCAAACCAACUCGACGCUCAGUCAGAUUACCUGGGUUUUCUUUGCUCAGCAGUUCUGCCUGCUGAUCGGCAGCUCGAUUGGUGGUGUUUUCAGGAAAACGCUGCUCAGCGCUCUGGCGGCCUUGUUCAUCUCAGCUCUCAUCAUCUCCGUUAUAUUUGCCAUCAUCCCUUUGUGCCACAAUGUCCUGGUGCUGGCAAUUGCUCUGGCUGUUUCUGGGCUGGCAAUGGGUGUCAUUGACACCAUUGCUAAUAUUCAGCUGGUGACCAUCUAUCAGAAGGACUCUGCUGUUUUCUUACAGGCUUUGCACUUUUUUAUCGGGUUCGGCGCCCUGGUGAGCCCGCUGAUUGCAGAUCCUUUCCUUUCUGAAAGUGGGUUUGGGAACCACACAGGGAACGGGACUGAGAUCAUGCAUCAUUUCAGGAGCAUGCUGAGAAACAGUCCAAUUGUAGACCACAACAUUAAUCAGACUGACCAUCUCCAUGAGGAAAACAAAGAAUCCACUGUACAUUAUGCUUUUUGGAUCAUGGCAAUUAUCAAUCUGCCCGUGCCCAUUGCAGUCCUGUUCCUGAUGUACCGGGAGCAGCUGAUCCCGUGCUGCCCCGGUGGUACUCCCCGUCUUCUGGACAAAGAUGAGCUUGCAAUGGAGAACCAGCAGGAGGCUGAAGGCCCUAACUCUGAGCAGACGGAGCAUGAUGUGGGAGGCCACGGGAGCAUCUUCAGCUGCUGUCAGAAUGAUAGCAUGCGCGGGAUGCCAGUCUCCUUCUUUAUGAUUCAUAUCCUGGGAGGAAUGGUGCUCUUUAUGACCGAUGGCAUUGUGGGCGCUUACGCUGGCUUUGUGUACACGUACGCCGUGGCUCCACCAAUGUCGCUGCCCAAUAAGACGGCAGGUUACCUGGCGAGCAUAUUCUGGGCGGCGAUCACAGCUGGGCGUCUCUUGUCGAUACCCCUCUCGUACCGCUUCCAGCCCGUGAGACUGCUCAUGUUCAACCUGGCUGGUGCGAUUGUCACCGUGUUGAUGCUCCUCAUUUUCUACACCAGCAGGGUUUUUCUGUUUGUUGGAACCUGCUUAUGCGGCCUCUUCCUGAGCAGCAUAUUCCCGUGCAUGCUUGCCUACACAGAGGAUAUCCUUGACUAUCAGGGAUGUGCAACUUCAGUUCUCGUUACGUGUGCGGGAAUGGGAGAGAUGGUGAUGCAGGUCCUGGUUGGCUCAAUUAUUCAGUCUAAAGGUAGCUACAGCUUCCUGCUAUGUGGGAUGAUAAUCGCCUGCAUUGGUUUUAUCCUCUUCAUCGGCCUCCUGCUGUUCCAAAGAAUGCACAGAAACUACCUCACAGGGACUUCAAAGAAGUCGGCAAUGGUGGAAGAGCCAGAUACAUCCGAGCAAAAUGGGACAGCCAAAACAGAGCAAACAGAGAACAAAGAAAGCAGCUGAGAGGAGCAGCAGCGGUUUUUAAUAUCCUGCUGGUUUUUAUUCUGCUGUGGAGGAUAAAUAUUGCAACCAUUAACAAAGACUUUUUCAACCGACUCCUGAAUAAGCAUUUACUCAGGUUAUUAUCUGUUAAAACAGCUUAAGCAACAUCUUAUUGUUGAAGAAAACACCUAAACAACAUAUUUUUAAAUUCCUCUUUGUAAAUCGUUUCUAAAAAAACUUUGAAUUUGUGUUUCUCCAUAAAAGUUUGGGGCCAUUUGAUCUGUUUUUUCUGGUUAUUUUCACAUAUUUUACCAUGUGUGUGUAUAAAUAUGUAAUAUAACACUAGUUGGUGCAGUUGUGUGCUUUCAUUGGUUUUGAAAUGCUCUAUUUGGCGUCUGGUUUUACAUCAAUCCAACAUACCAAAGGAAGAACUUUGUACUCGGAAAUGUUAGCUCAAGAGAAACAAGAACAAAUGUCAAACUGCUUCUUUGUCAAUCUGUAACCCCCACCAACAAGAAACUUCUCGUCAUGGUAUUCAUGUCAAAAGCAACAAGUGACAUGGAGAAUAGUCAUUUGUUCCUUCAGCAGCACAGAAGGGAGGCUAACAAACAUGAAGUACUUUUUAAUAGUACACACUUUAGUACUUUGGUGACCAAUAAAUGUAGAUUUUUCUUAAAUCAGGGGUUGGAAACCUGCAGCUCCUGA
Messenger RNA from Oryzias melastigma (Indian medaka), 2315 nucleotides. RefSeq names its product major facilitator superfamily domain containing 4Ab (gene slc60a1b). The coding region runs from base 72 to 1631 and encodes 519 amino acids. The transcript is spliced from 10 exons. NCBI's taxonomy places the organism in Eukaryota, Metazoa, Chordata, Actinopteri, Beloniformes, Adrianichthyidae. The record is from RefSeq and is a predicted model, not a curated record. Gene Ontology annotation, biological process: transmembrane transport.